Hordeum vulgare subsp. vulgare (domesticated barley) is the source of this 1743-nucleotide messenger RNA. RefSeq lists its product as uncharacterized. The record is from RefSeq and is a predicted model, not a curated record. The coding region runs from base 186 to 1250 and encodes 354 amino acids. NCBI's taxonomy places the organism in Eukaryota, Viridiplantae, Streptophyta, Magnoliopsida, Poales, Poaceae. The transcript has 6 exons.
CUUCCCCUUUAUAAAAGCCCAACUACCGCGCGGCACACCGUUGCUUCCUGUCCCUUUCCAUUUCGUUCCUUGUCCUAUCCUCCAAUCGAAUUGGUUCCCCAUAUCUUAGGGUUAGGGUUUCGUCUAUUCCAUACCUUCCUCCCCAUAUUAGCGCGCCUGGUCCUUGAGCUUCCUUUGCGCGUGGGAUGAUGGGCACUGCCGUGGACCUAGGACGGAGGCAGGGCGACAGCCGCUUCUACGACGCUGCCAGGGCUCGACGAGGGCACCAUCAUGGCCUUCCCAAGUCGAGGUGCGCAGCCGCCGCCGUUACCCAGGAGAAGGCGCCGGAGGAGCCCUCCCCGCUGCCAGCGUCCCCCGUAGGAGUUGCAGGCAACCUCAAGAGGUUCGUGGCCGCCGUUACGCUGUCCGUGCCGGCGGAGUGCCCCUCCAAGAGAGGAGAGUGGAGGGGUUGCGGCGUGGAUGCCGACCGGGAGAAGCCCUACUUCGUUCUUGACGACCUAUGGGAGGCGUACAAGGAGUGGAGUGCGUAUGGUGCGGGGGUGCCGCUCGUUCUUGACGGGUGCGACGGGGUCGUGCAGUACUAUGUGCCUUACUUGUCUGCCAUCGAGCUCUAUGGAGACUCAUCAGUCCUGCAGGCAUCUUCCAACCCAAGACAUAUCAUGGAUGACAGUGAUGAAGAUUUCCAUGAUUCCAGCAGUGAUGGUAGCAGUGAUUAUGAACAUGUAAAGGUCAAACACUUAGCUCAGGAAGGCUUCUCAAGGGAUGAUGGUGAAUCUGGAGUUACUCAUGGCCGCUUGCUCUUUCAGUACCUUGAAUUUGAUUCUCCAUUUUGCCGUGAACCUUUGACUGAUAAGAUUUCUAGCCUUUCAGCCAGAUUUCCAGGACUGAGGACCCUUCGGAGUUGUGAUUUAUCAGCGCGGAGUUGGAUGAGCAUCGCUUGGUACCCAAUUUAUCGAAUCCCUACUGGACCAACAUUAAAAGAUUUAGAUGCCUGCUUUCUUACUUUCCAUCAGCUUUCAAAUUGCCUGCAAGGAGAUAAUCUGUGGGCUCCUGAUAGCACACCAAACAUACCACUCCCAGUUUUUGGUUUGGCUUCCUACAAGUUUAGCAACUCAGUCUGGUCUCCAACUGAUGGUGAUUGGCAACUGGCUAGCUGCUUAAGGCAAGCUGCUGCUGAUUGGCUGAGAGACAGCCGUGCUGGCCAUCCAGAUUAUCAGUUCUUUGUCUCCCGCGGUGCAAACCACAGGUAGUGAAAUUUCCGCUUUUCGCAGAGCUCAAGAAAGGAAGUCUGAAGAGUGUCGUGUGAACAUGAUUAAGUUCUGAGCGACUGACUGGUUGACUGCUUCCAAAUCUGAUGCAUGUUACCACAAGAUUUGAAGCUUGGAUGGUGGGAAGUGACCUGUCCUGCUUUGUAAAUUGCACUAAUAGGUAGAUUUCGACCGGCUAUGUUUUUAUACUUGUAGUCGGUCGGUGUGUGGGAAGUUGGGAUGAGAAUGAACAAAAAGGUAAAAAGAAGAAAUGAAAAGGAUGAAAAAAGUUGGUGAAAAAGCUUGCACUUCCGGUGUAUGUUAGCUGUUAAACUUAUGUAAUACAAAUAGUAUGGGGGGCCAGUUUUGAUUGAGACACCCCUCAUUGUCUGAAAACAUAUCAAGUUUGCUGGCAUUGGAGUAUGUGUUGAAGAAAACUUAUAGUCAGCAUGUUGUUGCAGUGUACAUGUAAACUUCUGAACUGCUGUGUGUGAUA